Molecule: messenger RNA, 1164 nt
Organism: Acanthisitta chloris (rifleman)
Lineage: Eukaryota; Metazoa; Chordata; Aves; Passeriformes; Acanthisittidae
Product: neuropeptide Y receptor type 2-like
Exons: 1
Coding region: 1-1164 (387 amino acids)
Biological process (GO): G protein-coupled receptor signaling pathway
Cellular component (GO): membrane
Molecular function (GO): neuropeptide Y receptor activity
Source: RefSeq, a predicted model, not a curated record
AUGGGACCAUCUCAGGGAGCCAACAGCACUCUCACCAUGGAGAAGACAGCAUUAUAUGAGAAGCUGCCACAGAGCUGGCAUGCUGAGGACUUCGUCACUCCUACCCAGGAUCUCUCUGGGUCCCGCAGUGUUAUGAUGGACAGCACCAAGAUUUUGGGGGUCCAGGUUGUUCUGAUUGCUGCCUACUCCCUCAUCAUUCUGCUGGGGUUCAUUGGCAACUCCCUGGUCAUCUACAUCAUAGUGAAGUACAAGACCAUGAGGACUGUCACCAACUUCUUCAUAGCUAACCUGGCCUUGGCAGACCUGAUGGUGGACACGCUCUGUCUGCCUUUCACCCUGGUGUACACCCUGCUGGACGAAUGGAAGUUUGGAGCUGUUCUUUGUCACCUGGUCCCUUAUGCUCAAGCUCUGAGUGUCCAUGUGUCCACUCUCACCCUAACUGUGAUUGCCCUGGAUAGGUAUCGGUGCAUCGUUUUCCACCUGGACAGCAGGAUCUCCAAGAGGCUCAGCUUCACCAUCAUAGCUGUCAUGUGGCUGGCAGCAGCUGUCCUAGCAGGUCCUCUGGCCAUCUUCAGAGAGUACAGAUAUGAGGAAAUCCCAUCCAUCAACCUCAAAAUGGCUGUCUGCUCAGAAAAGUGGCCUUCUGGUAACAACAGAGAUGCCACCAUCUACAGUCUGUCCAUGCUUCUCCUGCAGUAUGUUCUCCCUCUUGCAAUUAUUUGUUAUGCCUACACCAGGAUCUGGUUCAAGCUGAAAAACCAUGUCAGUCCCACUUCUAGGAAUGAAAACCAGUGCCGGAGAAGGAAGACAACCAAAAUGCUAGUGAUGGUAGUUGUGGUGUUUGCAGUCUGUUGGCUCCCCUUCCAUAUAUUCCAACUUGCCAUUGAUCUUGAUCUGGUUCUUAUCUUCCAUGAGUACAAACUCUUGUACACUGUCUUCCAUGUCGGGGCCAUGUGCUCUACAUUUGUCAACCCUCUGCUCUAUGGGUGGAUGAACAAGAACUACCGGAAUGGCUUCAUUAUGUUCUUCCGUUGCCAGAACAAGCCAGAAACCAUCCACACUGAAGGCUCAGUUAGAGGCAGGUCAUACAUCUUCAGGGCAAAUACCCUAAAUGGGAGCAUCAAACAGACUCCUGGCAAAGGAUCCGUGCCCACAGAGGUUUAG